Messenger RNA from Macaca mulatta (Rhesus monkey), 922 nucleotides. Its product is annotated as ADP-ribosylation factor 4. The record is from RefSeq and is a predicted model, not a curated record. Lineage: Eukaryota; Metazoa; Chordata; Mammalia; Primates; Cercopithecidae. Gene Ontology annotation, molecular function: GTPase activity; GTP binding.
CUGCUGGAGUCGCCGCGGCCGCCGCGUGACGUGGCACAGCCAGAUCCUAAAGGCUAGAGCCGGAGCUGCCGCGCCAGUCGCCUAGCAGGUCCUCUACCGGCUUAUUCCUGUGCCGGAGCUUCAUCAGCACAGAGGCCAGCGAGACGGGCCUGCCUCCCCCUUUCUUCCUCCGCUCUUUCUCUUCCCUCUCUUUUAGUUUGCCUGGGAGCUUGAAAGGAGAAAGCACGGGGUCGCCCCAAACCCCUUCUGCUUCUGCCCAUCACAAGUGCCACUACCGCCAUGGGCCUCACCAUCUCCUCCCUCUUCUCCCGACUAUUUGGCAAGAAGCAGAUGUGCAUUUUGAUGGUUGGAUUGAUUGCUGCUGGCAAGACAACCAUUCUGUAUAAACUGAAGUUAGGGGAGAUAGUCACCACCAUUCCUACUAUUGGUUUUAACGUGGAAACAGUAGAAUAUAAGAACAUUUGUUUCACAGUAUGGGAUGUUGGUGGUCAAGAUAGAAUUAGGCCUCUCUGGAAGCAUUACUUCCAGAAUACCCAGGGUCUUAUUUUUGUGGUGGACAGCAAUGAUCGUGAAAGAAUUCAGGAAGUAGCAGAUGAGCUGCAGAAAAUGCUUCUGGUAGAUGAGUUGAGAGAUGCAGUGCUACUGCUUUUUGCAAACAAACAAGAUUUGCCAAAUGCUAUGGCCAUCAGUGAAAUGACAGAUAAACUAGGGCUUCAGUCUCUUCGUAACAGAACAUGGUAUGUUCAAGCCACUUGUGCAACACAAGGAACUGGUCUGUAUGAAGGACUUGACUGGCUGUCAAAUGAGCUUUCAAAACGUUAAAUGAAACUGGAUAUCUAACCAAGGACAUGUUUGAUAAAAUUGGCCUAGGCUUGUUACAACAAAAUUAGUUUGUAUCUUGGUUAUUAAACAGUAUCUGGGA